Oncorhynchus tshawytscha (Chinook salmon) is the source of this 1374-nucleotide messenger RNA. Its product is annotated as testosterone 17-beta-dehydrogenase 3-like. Lineage: Eukaryota; Metazoa; Chordata; Actinopteri; Salmoniformes; Salmonidae. The transcript is spliced from 11 exons. The record is from RefSeq and is a predicted model, not a curated record. Bases 124 to 1047 code for a protein of 307 amino acids. Gene Ontology annotation, molecular function: testosterone dehydrogenase (NADP+) activity. Gene Ontology annotation, cellular component: endoplasmic reticulum.
CUCCCCAGUGUGUAUGUCUGGGCUGAGGAAUUGUGUUGUGGUCAGAGCAGACGUACACAUUCUCACACACAGGCCGAGUUUGUUGUUGCAGCCAGACAAUCUUAAAGAGCCAGUGGGUCUGCCAUGGAUUUAAUGGAGCUGUUCUUUGUCUGCCUUGGUGCUGCAGUCGUAGUCUUUUAUGGAGUGAAAAUGGUCCGCUUCGCUAAGAUGCUUUAUCCCAGAGUUUGCUUUCCGCAGCCAGAUUCCUUCUUUACAUCAAUGGGAGAGUGGGCAGUGGUCACUGGUGGGUCAGAUGGGAUAGGGAAGGCUUACGCCUUUGAGCUGGCAGGACGUGGGCUGAACGUGGUGAUCCUGAGCAGAACCAAGGACAAACUGGACCGGGUGGCACUGGAGAUAGGAGAAACCACGGGUCAGAAAGUGAAAGUGAUCGUAGCUGAUUUCACUGAGGAUGACAUGUAUGAACACAUUGAGGAGAACCUGAAAGGCUUAAAUAUCAGUGUAUUAGUGAACAACGUGGGGAUUCUGCCUAGUCAUAUUCCCUGCAAGUUCCUGCAGACUAAGGACCUGGAACAGAGAAUUACAAAAGUGAUCAACUGCAAUGUGAAAGCCUUGGUCAAGAUGUGCCAAAUAGUCCUGCCAGGGAUGGAGAAGAGAGGGAAGGGAGUGAUCGUGAACAUCUCCUCUGGUGUGGCCAGUGUUCCCUCCCCCAUGUACACCAUGUACUGUGCAUCAAAGGUGUUUGUGGAGAGGUUCUCUCAAGGUCUGCAGGCUGAAUAUAAAGCAAAAAAAGUCAUGAUACAGGCAGUGGCUCCAUUUGGGGUGUCCACCCCAAUGACGGGCUACCAGAAGUCCAACAUGGUGACCCUGACAGCGGAAGACUUUGUCAGGACAUCCCUGGAGUACCUCCAAGCCGGGGACAAGACCUACGGCAGCAUCUGUCACACAGUACUGGGUUGGAUGGUACAGGCUGUUCCUCAGCAGAUCCUCCACAGUGAGACCAUGCAGGACAGUCUACUGGAGUAUGUGAAGAAAAGAGUGGGGACAUAGUGCAUGUGUUGAUCUCCUAUGACCUAUGUUAUCAUCAUGUACUGUAUGCAUGUCUGUAAAUAAGAUAUGAUGCCUUUUAAAUAACUUUUUCACAUAUAUGUAUUUCUAAAACAAGAGGACUGUAAAAGGCAUUUUUAACUCAUACUUCUAGUAAGUUGAACUCAAAAUCAAUGUUUAUGUGAUACUGACUGAAAAUGAGAAGUCACACCAACCUUUCCCAGCAUGCUCUGCUGUGGGUCGAUAUUUUGGAAUCAGUUUUUCUAAUGUACAUUGAUUGAUUAAUCUUAUACUACACAAAGAUAAAUAACAUACAUUUUUAUAAACUAA